This is a messenger RNA of Paramecium pentaurelia, 1059 nucleotides long. The record is from the annotation of a GenBank genome assembly. NCBI's taxonomy places the organism in Eukaryota, Ciliophora, Oligohymenophorea, Peniculida, Parameciidae.
AUGCUUAGAUAAGUAAGUGGCAGUGCCAUAACAGUAGAUCCCAUUAAAAAAAGUAAAUCCACUUGUUCUACACCCAAUAAAGAAUUCCUUAUUGAUCAAAUCAUACACAAAUAUAUUGGUAUGGAUAGAACUACUGAUACAUUUACUUCUUCCAUUACUACAAUGUUCCAUAAUACCUUCCCAGAAGAAAAACAACUCUUAGUUUCUCCAUACAAGAAAUUAACUGAAAGGGAUUGUGAAAAAUAUUUGACUACCUUUCAAAGAAUCUCUGAUCGAAAAUCUGACAUUUAAGAAAGUCCCCAUUAAGAUGAAGAAUUUCAUCAUCUUAAAACAUCAAGUGAUUUUGGUUCAUCUCAUAAUUCAUUGCAUGAACUUGCAUAAAAUUUAGAAUAAGUUUUUGAUUCACCUGAAGGUACAAAUAAUGGACAUACAGAUAAAAGUCCUGAAUUUUAUAAUCCUGAAACCAAACUUAAAUCUCUUCCUAAAGAACUUCCUAUUAUUGAAGAAAAUGAAGAAAUCAUCAAUACUCAUCAGAGAUUAAAUGGGCUCAUCACUUAAAUAGAUUAAAAAAUUGGUCUCCAUCAAGUAAAUUAACAAGUUAUAGACAAAAUAAAAGAAAAAUAUUUACCUAAAUAGGAUGAACUAUUGGAAUUCCAAGAUUUUCCAGAAUUUAAUCCUUCUGAUUGGCCCAAAGAUGAUGAUUUAGAUAAUCUAAAAAUUGAAUAACCUAAAACUUAAUCUCCUAAAUAAAUUAUUGUUAAAGAUUUCAGAGUUUAAGCAAUUAGAAAUAUAACAUUCAAUUCUAAUGAAUUCAAUGAUUUUAUUUAAGAAUAAUUUCAAACUGAAGAAUAAGUGAAAAAAGAUUGUAUUCUUGAAUAACCAAUACGAAAGGAUGAUUAAAAUGUAUAGUAAUAAGGAAAUACAUAAAAUAAGGAGACCUAAAUUACAAAAUUCAAAUUAACUGAACUUAAUGUAACUCAAAUCCGAUUCACAAUAAAAACUAUAGUAAUUUUAUUGAUAUUGAUACUGUUAUCACAAUUAUUUACUUUAAUAUUAUGA